Molecule: messenger RNA, 3524 nt
Organism: Amorphotheca resinae ATCC 22711
Lineage: Eukaryota; Fungi; Ascomycota; Leotiomycetes; Helotiales; Amorphothecaceae
Exons: 9
Coding region: 118-3186 (1022 amino acids)
Biological process (GO): N-terminal peptidyl-methionine acetylation
Cellular component (GO): cytoplasm; NatB complex
Molecular function (GO): protein-N-terminal amino-acid acetyltransferase activity
Source: RefSeq, a predicted model, not a curated record
CAGAGACCAAUAAAUUUGAGGCCUCAACCUUAUUUACAUUAUAAGAAGGCUCAGACUCUUGUUGUCUGAGCAUAUAUCAAAGUUUUGAUCAUUUACAGCACUUGAGGGACCACCAAGAUGGCGGAGCACAACUUUGUGAAAGACCGUCAAGACGUCCCAAUUUGGAAUGCUAUCGAAGCCAAUAACUUGAAACAAGCCUUAAAACUCGUCGACAAGAGGCUGGCAAAGAGGCCAACUGACUACCUUGAGGCCCUCAAGAUUUAUAUCAGGUCUCUAUCACCAUCCCUUGCCGAAAAAUCCAAUGUUCUUCUAAAGCUGGAGGAAUUGCCGACGCGAAAACCGCCACUUACGGAUUUAGAGGCCAUAGACCUGUACGACGAAGCCUUGAAAAGCGUUGUGCCAGACCCGCAAGAGAGCUGGGGAAAAAUCAUCGGCGAAUUACGGUUACAGAGUGUUAAGUCAUCGCCCAAGGAUGAAUCUCUCAGCCGGAAAUGCUUGCAAGCUUGCUUCUCAGAAGGGGAUUUAGAUCAUGCCAGACAAAUUGCCAUCAGUCUUGAGAAGAACUUCCCUAAUAAACAUGAAUUUGUCUUUUGGAACAUUACCAUGACAGUCUUGUACUCGAAAUCUCCAAACUGUCCAAAAGAGCAGCGCGGCAUUUUUGGAAAGUUGGCUCUAGCUCAGAUUGGCAAGCUUGCUGCUGCUACUACACAAGCCGGGAGUUCGGACAAACUCCCAAUUCGCUCAGUCCAUACGCCACAAGAAUUGCUUCUUCUGCAUUUAGUUACUGCAAAAUAUGGCAAGCAAGAGACACAACUGGAGUAUCUGCAGGACCCCUAUCUUGGACCUGAGUCGAUUAUCGCCAAAGGCGAAUGGUCUCUCUGGAGAAGUAAAUUGCAACUCAUGACGCAAGCCGAGCAAUGGCAGGAGUUAUUUCAACUGACUGGCAGUUUGCUCAAACGGGCACGUACAAAGAAUGCAUCUGGCCAAAUUACCGAGUCACGAUAUAGCGACUGGGUGGUAUGGGAAGCAUACAUCAAAUCAGCUCUCGAGCUGUUCCAAAAAGACAACGGGGCAGAGAUAAUAGCUGAAGUACAAGCCGAAAUACAAGCUCACCUAGACCCGAAUUCCGGGGUCGACAAAAGCUGGAAGAGAAAUGCUUCUCUGGCAUGGCUCACGCUUUCUUUCGAAAACGGCUCUUCUUUUGUGGAAGGUGAAGCCUCUGGAAGAAUACCCUUCCUUUUGACAUACUUAGAAAAGUAUGGCGAGGCUACCACCGCUUACAAUGAUCUCCGACGCUUCGCAGAGCGUUUGGGACUUGAGGAACGCGUGCAACUGGUUAGGGUCCUGACGGGCAAUACCCUGUUUGGAGAUUCAGACAGGCUCAGAGAUGAGAAAGCUCAAUCUCGAGGAAUGCUACGCCCUUCAGACGAAGACUUUACCACCGCCAACAAAAUUACUAGACUGAUCAACAGAUAUAAACUGAUAUAUCUUGUGACGAGCAGCGUUCCGGAAUACGAACGUACACGCAGCCCACAAUAUCAGCCCGGCUCGACUAAUUUCCAAUGCAAGGGUUGUUACCAACAAUGCGGUGCAUACUGCAGCACCUGUGUAGAGAUACUUGCACAAAGUCUCAUGCAAUCAUACCGGGAGGUAACUAAGGAUGAUAGUCAUAUCACGAAAACCUUACUCCCAACAGACCGCCACCCCGCUGAUGAUCUAUGUAUCUUGGCAGCCAUGUGCUUAAUUAAGCUUUCGUUUAUAAACGGUAGCAGUUCGAUCGAAUCUCUCAACGACCUCAGCAUAUCCUAUAUCUUACAGGCUACCGCACUUCUGGAAUAUGCCUGGUCGCACUCAAAGUCAAACUUUCAGAUAUCGCUGAUGUUAGUCAGAUUGUACACGCACCUUGGUUGCGGAUCACUGGCUAUGAGAGCAUAUCAACGCCUAGGAGUCAAGCAAAUACAGCUUGAUACACUGUCAUAUAUUCUCUUUGACAGAGUUUCUAGUUUUCAUCCGCAUCCCUUCAGCCGUAACAUCCAUGGAUCCUCACAAUUUCUCAGUCCUAUCGAACAUUUCGAAAAGCAGCAAAAUCUUUACAGAAAGACCCGCGAUCAUGUGAGCAAGAAUUGUUGGCUAUCUUUGGAAAACGGCAGCUACAAUUCAAUCUUUCAAAUCAAGGAAUUCGAUGAGAGUAUAUCCCACAGCAUGUCCGCGGCCAUGUCCGUCGUCGAGAGCAGGAAGAUCUCUCGUCUGACCCAGCCAAGUGUUGCAUUGACUACCUCUUCACAUGGAUACGAUGACUUUAUAUCACAUUCGGAAGACUCCCAGGCAACUUUUGCUGACACAAAUGACUACGAGUCAUUUCCAAACUUCGAAGCCAGUGGACACGUGCGGUUUGGGGAAUUAUGCCAAUAUGGAUUGGGCCCUUCUGCUCUCCGGACUCACGCAAAUCUCGUGGCAGAGAAUGUGAGGAUGGCCAUAGAUGUAAAUUCUGAUGUGCCAAACACCACAGCUCGAUUGUGGCUCAAACAGCACCUCAACGACAGCCCCGAAAAGGAAACCAAGCUCAACGAGUCAAGCACGAAGCAAUCGGGACUGACAAAUAGUGAGGCUUUAGCCAUGAGAGCGAACGAUGCCAUGGCCAAUAUCAUUCUUGGUGUCUGCGAUCGUGAACAGUGGUCCGAACCAGGCUUUGAGAACAAUUUAGAGGUUCUCAAUAAGAGCUUAUAUGAUGCCCUCGAAACGCAAGUAGCAUACGUCGCCAAGAUCCAGAACGAGGCGCUGGCCGUUCUAGGUACUCUUCAUUCGCUUUACAUGGCCUACGACCUUGGUACCACGGUCAUAAAAUUCAUUUCAUACCUGUCGCAGACGAAGACGGAUGUCUAUAAAACCCAAGAGGACGCGAACCUUAAGACACGUGACGUCGCGGAGCGCUUGGUACAGACCGUGAUAGAAAAAUCCACAGCGAUUAAAAAGGGGCUCGAUGAGGGCGGCUGGAUUGAUAAGGUUCUGGAAAUGGUCUCUCAAGGAGAAGAAGGUGAUAGCACCGACGAGCCAAAGUCUAUCGCUAGUUCGCUGAAGGAAAUCAUUGAUGAAAACUUCUUGGAGGAAUGGGCCGGCCAUGUUCUUGAAAGCUGGCGAGACUCGGUUGUGGGCUUCUCGUACUUCAAAGCUCCCACCAAGGCCUAGAUUGACGGAUUGGCUUGAGGUUCUCGACUAGAGGAAUAGAUAGCAAACGUCAUGGUGGUACGCAGUGCCAUUGGAUUCGGCUGCAUAGCGAGGGGGUUCGAGCAUAUGCACUUUCCAGCAGGUAGACCAGCAAUGCAUUUCAAUCCAAAAAGAAUAGGUCGUCUAAACCAUAGAUCCAUAAAAUUAGAGGCGUAAGGACAUCAUAGUUUACAUCCUCUCCUCCUCCUCAGCAGCUCGCUUCUGCUGAAUGCGAAUGGCCCAUUCCCUCCUCUCCUCCCUCAAUGUGACAAAGACCCAGAACCAAGUCAUCAUCUCCAAGAAGGCCCACGUAAACACUA